Lepisosteus oculatus (spotted gar) is the source of this 4024-nucleotide messenger RNA. RefSeq lists its product as uncharacterized. Lineage: Eukaryota; Metazoa; Chordata; Actinopteri; Semionotiformes; Lepisosteidae. The record is from RefSeq and is a predicted model, not a curated record.
GAGAUACGUGGUGGGGCGGUGCUUAAGAAAGGGAAAAGUACGUCUAUAAGUCUAAUUUUUUAGGGGAGAAUCGAUCGAAAUUAGUCUAAGUUUUAGUGGUGUUUUGAAUUUUAAAUGUUCAAGGAUUUCGAUUUUUUUCAGUGUCUCAGUUAUAUACACGGUGAAGCCAGUAGUAGUGAUUCAGUUGCUCGUGUUUAGUUUUUAAAAGUGCAAAAUAAGUGAUAAGAUGGAUCUCAAUGCUAAAAAAAGAACACCCAACUUUUCCAGCACCGAACUUGAAGUAUUGAUCACAGAAAUAAUAAACAAUUACAGUAAACUGUUUGGAGAAGCUACAGCCUGUACAUCCAGGAGACAACGAUCUUCAUUCUGGAUCAAAACAACACAAAAGGUCAACUCAAUAUCCCAAACCAAGAGGAGCUGCAAGCAGGUCAAGCACAAAUGGGAUGAUUUGAGAAGACUGCUGGUAAAACGGCUGCGUUUAAAAGGACGCAACGCGGGUUCUGAUGGCAUUUUAAAAGAGCUGCACAAAACCAGAGACGACAAUAGGAAAAGGAACACAUUUAUUGAAAGAGGGAUACACAGAGAUAAACAAGUUUCUUCGGGAGAUCUAGAUUUUUCAGACGGCGCUCCACAUUUCGAUAUUGAAUGGGAGAAUGACACUGAAGAAAAUGAAUCUGAAGCAGAAGGAACUGGGCAGGAAGGUUCCCAUAAAGUAAAAGGAAAUAAAGGACUUCCCACUGGUGAGCCAAAAACUGCAGAUGAAACCCUGCCAGGACGAGUAGUGAUAGUUCACCAUCAGGGGAUUCCUUCCCUUGUGGAGGAGAUCAGAAUCUUAGAAGCCCCUCAGAUUGUGGGACCUCCUAUCCCAUCAGUCGCCUGCUCUUUUUCUCAAGCUCCAAGUGCUGAACGCGAACAGGAGCAGCAGCAGCAGCAGCUAGUGGCAAGGGGGGUUGGAACUGAUGUUGUCCAGAUUAAGAAAGAGCCACAUCCUGAGUUCCUCUAUACCUCUCAAACCAAGGAGACAGCCUUUAAGAUUCCAAGCCUUGGUGACCAGGGUAGCAAUACUUCAAUAAUUGCACUUGGCCACCAGGUGGCACUGCUGGCUCAUCAGAUAGGAAAGCUGACUGACCAAGUGAGUCAGCUGAAUCAAAUGCUUGCUCAAAAGAGCAGCUGUGAGCAUUUUCAGAUGGAGCAGGUAGCAGUGAAUCACAACAUUUCAGUGACACUUAGUCUCCUGGCUAAGGCUCUUGCUUCUAAAGACUUGUCCAUUCCCACAGCUGUUGCUGACUGCAGCACACAGAGUGAUCAUCCCCUUCAUCCUCCCGACCAAGCACAUGGAGAAAGAUGAAGAUCCAUUACCCAGUGUAUUGGACUGACAUCAUACAGUACAUUGCCAAAUAAAGUCACAGGCAAGGGAGUUGAAGAGAUUAGAAAGAGUAUGUAUUGGUGUAAAAUCAGUUUUUUUUAAAAGACAUGUUCUUUCCCUUUUACCUUACAAAAAUCAUAAAUCUAUUUCUUUGAGUGUCAUUUAAAUUUGGGGGAUAUUCUCAAUAUGUAAAAACUUAAGUUCCUAAAAACAUUAGAACCUACUAAACAGUUUUAUAGUGAAAAUGGUGACUUCAUAGAAAGUACGGGUAUGUUCUUUCAGCUGAGAUACCCUACCACACUUCACAAAGGUUUUAUUUGAGCAAUAUUGACAUCUGGACGAAAAAUAUUAAAAAUAUUCUUUGACCUUUUUCCUCUUCUUUCUGAACUCUGCACAGGAUGAAAGCACUGAUGUGAUGUUAUGUGAAAAAAAUGUGAUGUGAAAUUUGAACUCUGCCCUUCCCAUCAUAUACUGCAAACUAUGGUGUCCCAACAAGGCCAAACAGCUCUCAAUCCAUAUUUGGACCAUGAUCACAGGAGUCCUGUUAAGUUGUAUUGUGUACACUCAAUGUUAGUCCUUAAAGGUUAAUUUAUAUUGAAAGUUAAUCUGAUAUCUUAGUAUUUUAAAUCACUAGUUAAUACCUGAAACAAAAUGCAAAACCAGUCCUUACAGCUCUCCCCCAGAACAAAUGGUACAGUACCUUAUUAAUGGUUACAUAAAAGUACCUUAAAACUAAAGAAUUAAAGAAUUUCUUUAUGAACUAAAAAAAGGCAUGCUUAGUCUUACAUUUUUCAUUAAACAGACAUGCAGGGUCUCACUUAUCUGAUGUAAUCUAACUCUUAUACCUUUACUCCUUAAAUUUUGAAAGUUAAAUGUUUUGCGCCUUAAAUGUUACAACUUGACUUUAUACUGUCACCCCUUCUCAGAAAACACAAGAUCGGAAUGGGGAAUUGGAACAGAAAAUGUUGAGAGGAGGCCCCUUCUCCUCUGGAUAAAUAUGGUAUUGAAUAAGUUGUAAAAAGCAGUGGGGCUUUUCCUGAGGUGAGGCAGGUGGCAGUUCUGAAGGGAACCUCAAAUAUUCCUUGUCAGUUAUCAAUGUAAAUGGAGACCCCCUGAUGAAGACCUAAUUACAAGAUUACGUUGCCUGCUUUAUUGCAUGGAAUUUCUAUGGGCCGUUUUCAGGGCAGCUCCAGACAGAGACUGUCAUUGAAUCUGAAGUAAUACGUGAGUAAGAUCAAUGUUUUUUAAUUCCUCCAAUAAGGGAAAAAGUACUGUUGCUUUAAAAUGCAUAUGCCCAAUGGAUGCAAAUUUUGGUCCGGUGUGAUACCUGUGUAUGCUGGCUUUCAUUUCAAGUGAACUGUUAAUCACUAGUGCUAAUUGAUGCCAUUAAUUAAUCGGCUUGCUUGUUUAGACUUUUGUUGAGUGGUUUCUAUACUCAGUUCUUAGUUGGGAAAAAAAACAACUUCAGGUAUAUCAUUCCAAUUUGCAAUGUACAGAACCUAAUGCAGUCUCUCUUUAUUAAGAGUUUGCUGCCUUAUUUCGGUCUAAGUGAUUGGAGGUGAUUGGUUUCUAAUCAAAAAACACAGGGGGGAAUGACAUUUGUAUUGUACCAAACACUCCCACAAUGAUUUUAUGACUUCAUUCCAGCUGGUUACAUUUCAGUUAACACGUCUGAGAGAAGAUCAGAAACUGACUAAACUGAAAUAAAAUAUGCAUCAAAUAAAAAAGUGAAACCACAUGUGAAUAGGGUAAGAAGAUUUAUUGAACAACUGUGAUUUAGAAACUUUUUAGCUCCAGUCAGACAAUCCAGCUCACUGAUUAGCUUCUGUUUCUGUUCAAGGACCAGCUAGGAGUCAUUACCAAGUAAGAGUACUAAAUGUGACUAUUUAAUACUCCUAUUUAGAAAAAUCAACAAACCAACAGACCUGUGACCAGAAAGUAGGUGCUGGGCAAUUCCAAAAUGUGUAAAAAUGGCAGACUUUUUCUUAUCCCAAUCAUUGACCCAUGAAAUGGCCUUAUCUAAAAAUUAUAGCAAAUUAUUUAAGUGCUUGGUCAUGUUCAUUUUUCUACAUUUAAAAAAUCUCUGCUGGUACUCUUCAAGAAGACGUUUUAAAACGUUUUAACACAUUUUGCUUGCUUGUUUUCCGAUUGCUGAAUUUUUUUUUUAAGAUCAGAAUUUUUUCUGGUUUACUCUUAUUUAAACUAUUUUCCUUGGAAGCAAUACAAUCAUCUCAUUGGCUGACUCUCAGCAGGAAAAACACAAAUUCAUAGAAUGCAUUGUAUAAUACAGCAAGGAAUAAGUGAACAUUUUUCCUAACUUUCCAAACUCUGUGAUAGUGAUGUAUAUGUAUUACUACUCUGUAAUUACCAGUUCAUAUGGGACUAACUCUCCCAAAACAAGGAAUCAUUCUGCACAGCAAGACUAGAAGGACUGACACUCUGUGUGCAAUAACCAUCUUAAUGUACUAUACAGACACCUACUGUAGUUCUGUUCGGUAAACAGAAAUCAAUGAACUUGCUUUUGGUGUCUCUAGGAGGGGACAAAAAAGCGUGUUAAGUUCUCCAUACAUUCUGUAUGGAGUUUUGUAUAAUGCUGUGAAGAAUACUGGUUAUUAAUCACAUUUGGUGGCAUUUCAUUAAAUUUUUCAUGGUUACAAA